Heteronotia binoei (common prickly gecko) is the source of this 1720-nucleotide messenger RNA. It is a transcript of the gene USB1, whose product is annotated as U6 snRNA biogenesis phosphodiesterase 1. NCBI's taxonomy places the organism in Eukaryota, Metazoa, Chordata, Lepidosauria, Squamata, Gekkonidae. Gene Ontology annotation, molecular function: 3'-5'-RNA exonuclease activity. The transcript has 7 exons. Gene Ontology annotation, cellular component: nucleus. Bases 158 to 988 code for a protein of 276 amino acids. The record is from RefSeq and is a predicted model, not a curated record. Gene Ontology annotation, biological process: U6 snRNA 3'-end processing.
UGGAGCGAGAGAAGGCCGGCCGGCUGCCUGGCGCCGCCUCCGGCCCUGCCCUGCCCUGCCCUCCUUGCGUCCUUCCUUCCUUCCUUUCCGCGCUGCGUCUUCGACUAGGGCUAGCGUUCCAUGCGGGUGCGCAGAGGCGCUGAAAGGCGCGUCGGCCAUGAGCGGGGCGAUGCUGGUGGGCUACAGCAGCAGCUCGGGCUCGUCGCCGUCUGCCUCGGGCGACGAAGGCGCCUCCCCCGCGGCCCAGGAGGUAGCCGGCCAGGCGGGGAACCCGGCCUCCCUUCCCGGUGCUAGCGUAACAGCUCCCCGCCUUCCCGUACCAGAGAGUGUGCUAAAUAUGUUCAGAGACCAGGAAGAGAAGGAGACGGUGGUGGAUGACUGCAGCAAGCAUGGAGGCCGCGUGCGGACCUUUGCGCAUGAGCGUGGCAACUGGGCAACCUACAUCUACAUGCCUUAUGAAGCCCAGGAGGACUUCUUGGAUCUGCUGCAGCUGCUCCUUGCACAUGCACACCUGCAUGUGGCAUCGCUGACAGCUGCAGCUGAGUUCCACAUCAGCCUGUCACAAAGUGUGGUCCUGCGCCAUCACUGGAUAAACCCUUUUGUGCAGUCUCUCAAGGAACGCCUGUCCUCCUUCCACAGGUUUGUCUGCAGAGCAGAUCAAGUGAAGAUUUACACCAAUGAGACUAAAACCAGGACAUUUGUUGGCUUGGAGGUCUCUUCCGGACAUUCCCAGUUCUUGGAGCUGGUUUCUGAGGUGGACAAAGUUAUGGAGGAGUUCAAUCUCGCCUCAUUCUACAAGAAUCCCUCAUUCCACCUCAGCCUGGCAUGGUGUGUUGGAAACUUGUCUGAAAAACUCAAAGGCCAGUGUCUUCAGGAGCUGCAGGAGAUCGUGGAUGGGUUUGAAGAUUCUUCCUACCUUCUGCGAAUCCAUGUGGCCGAAGUCCGCUGCAAGUCCGGCAAGAAGGUCUUCUCUUUCCCUCUGCGAUAGGGGCACAUGGGAGCAGAGGGCCACUCGUUUGCAUUUUGGUAGCCCUUCCACCUGGAUGUGAAGCCUGGUCAGAAGUCACCAAAGAUUCCAAUGACAUUCACACCUCAACUGUGGCCCUGCAGCCUCGUGCCAAAACGGCCUCUUGUUCUAUUCGCUGAGCAGAGUUUUGCUUUUGUGAGCACUGCAGAUGGUGAUCUAAGACCUGCUCUUGGUGCCACUGAAAUUACUAUGUGGCGAUGGCAUAUGUGGGAAAAGGUGUUCAGUGCUGGGCUGCUAUUGAAAAUGAUGCUGCACAAAUGUGGAACGUCAGAGGAGUGGAAUCCUGUGAACUUCAGGGUUUUGUUUUGGUCCUGCAGGAUCCAGAAGAGGAAGGACUCCUCUGGUACAGUGCCUCUCUCUAAAGACUGAUGCUGCCUCUAAGAAACAUUCAGCUCCAAAGUGUCUCUGGCUUCCCCAAAAAGCAAUAUAGGUCUGGAUUUUUUACCCUGGCAAUCUCAAAAGUGGGAAACGCAUAAGAAACAGGGAGGGGGGGCAGAAGUUUUAAACAUAGGGAAUUGCCAUUUUCCUAGACAGCCACAAGCGGUCAGUGUUGGCUUUCUUUUUGCCUGUGCUGGGGAAACCAAAUUAGCUGCCCUUUUUAUACCGGCUGUUUACAGCACUUGACAUAAACAAGUCUAUUUACUCUCCAUUGCUUCCCAUUAGAAAUGUUUAAAGCAGAAUCUUUCACAUGUU